AAAACAGAGAAGGCGGACAAAAGUUGUGAAACGCCUCCACUGACUCCCAAGAAAAAGGCACGCAAAAGUGACAACCCAGACAAAGAAAAGAUUCAACGAGCGGCUACAUAUGCUUUAGAUGACAAAGAUGGGUAUGGGUCUCCCAUUCGGACCUCCGGGUCAUGUGACUUAACGCCCGACAAACCCAAACGAAUUGAGAAAGAAAAAACAAAAGAAUCAAUUAAAGCUUCUCCUCGAAAGGAUCGCAAAGAAGAAAAGAAGAAGGAGAAAGAAAAGGAGAAAGAGAAAAAGAAGGAGGAGAAGGAGAAAAAGCAAGACGAGCUCAGAAAAUCAAAACAGCUCGCUCCCUCCGACCCAAAGACCCGCACCGACAAAAAACUCGAGAAGCGAAAGAGUGAUGUUUCAGAAGCAAAAAAGGAGAAAAAGAACAUCGAGGUCACCGUCGAAAUCGGAUUUUUGAUACAAAAUUUCCAGAAGGUGAUGAAAUGUUGUUCGGGGAUGACAGUACGCGAAGUGAUUGAGAAAAACAUGUUGACGAUAAAGGAGGGAAUGCAUGACGAUGUUGUUGUGUAUAAGUCCAACGGGGAAAUUGUUUUAAUGGACGACACCAUCUCGAGUUGUGCCGAUGGGAAUAAAGCGUAUUUGUAUGUGUCAAAAUCCGGGAGGAGGUCUGCGAAACAGAUCACCUUCGACGUCGAAGAGAAAGAGAAAGAAAAAUCGAAGGACGGGAAAGCAAUAGACGUCCAGACGGUGUUUAACCUUGCGCGGUGGAUCUACAUCCACGGCAUCGAAGUUGAGGGCCUCUUUCGAGUGAACGGCGACCAAGGUUUUGUGAGGAAAAAACUCGAGAAGAUGGCGAAACACUCUGAACACCCCACAGAGUUUUUGGUGGAAAUGAACCAUGGCGUGACUGAUGUACAUAACGUUGUUGGGGUGUUGAAAUCGUAUUUGCGGGAGAGUUGUCAUGGGAUAUUUAAUUUGAGCGACGCGGAUAUCGUACUGAAUUCCGAAGACCGUGCUUCCAAAUUGAACGGCAUAAUAACACGCCUCACCGAAAGCGAUAAAUUGUCGUUGUGUAUCAUGUUGAAUCUUGCGGAGGCAAUAAUAGAACUGAAGGAGUAUAACUCGAUGGGGUUGUCGAAUGUUGCUGUCGUUUUUGGACCGAUGUUAAUACACUCGAAUGGCGCAGUCAGCAUUAUGGGAACACAGUGCCAACUUGAAAUGGCAGUCCUCCUCAUAAACAACGCGCAGAACAUCAGAAAAUUGCUGUGCAUCGACACAUUCUUCCCUGUGGAGGAGACAAUUUCGAAGUUUGAAACGCCUGCGGAGUUCAGACGGUCGGAAGGAGAGAUAGAUCGAUUCAUGUAUGAUAUCUCGUGCUUGGACAAAGACACGCAGGACCUUGCACACGAUAUUGUUGGAUGGAUGGAAAGUUUGUUGGGAGGGCAGGAAAAGGAAGCGAUUCAUUGGGUUGAUGUGUUUUAUAAGGAAAACACCGACCAUUUUCUUUAUAUAGUAAACAUGCUCACGCCGGACUUUGUCCUCGAGGUAACAGAGAGUAUACUCGCCCAGACCAAGGACGAUAUGAAACAAUAA
Messenger RNA from Entamoeba invadens IP1, 1596 nucleotides. RefSeq names its product rhogap domain containing protein. The transcript has a single exon. The record is from RefSeq and is a predicted model, not a curated record. Gene Ontology annotation, molecular function: GTPase activator activity. Gene Ontology annotation, biological process: positive regulation of GTPase activity; signal transduction. NCBI's taxonomy places the organism in Eukaryota, Evosea, Mastigamoebida, Endamoebidae. The annotation marks the transcript as partial.